Molecule: messenger RNA, 2999 nt
Organism: Podarcis muralis (Common wall lizard)
Lineage: Eukaryota; Metazoa; Chordata; Lepidosauria; Squamata; Lacertidae
Product: apolipoprotein F-like
Biological process (GO): cholesterol metabolic process
Source: RefSeq, a predicted model, not a curated record
CGAACCGCCAGCCUUCUGAUCGGCAAGCCCUAGGCUCUCUGGUUUAACCCACAGCCCCACUGCUGUCCCCCAAGAAAUCUUGCUGAAUCAGAGCAAAAUGUCAGCCGGUUUUUCUGCAAAUUGAUGACCACUCCGAUUCAGCCUGGGUUUUCCCAGGGGAAAACAUGGACCAAGUGGAAAACCUUUUUACCCUGUGCUUUCUAGGCAUGGAAGAAGUAUGGACAGGCCCUGUGACAUUGUAGUCCAAUAUCUGGAGAAACACAGGGUCCCCAGCCUAAACUUUAGAGAGCAAUUGCUGGGAAUUGUGAGUGGGGAGACUUGUUGGCACUCAUGACCUGUGUUGUGAGCUGCCUGGGGUUUUCUGGUUUGCCACUCCUGAGAACAAGGUGCCCGGACCAGAUCGGUCCUGGGUCUGAUCCAGGACAUAAGUGCAACAGGUAUUCCCAGCAACUGGUAUUCAGGGACAGGUCUGCUUCUCACGCCAGAAAACACAGCCAGCAGCCAGCAACAGCCGUACUCUCCAUAAAUUUACCCUAAUCCUCUAUUGUAACCAGUCUAGCUGGUGGCCAUCACUGCAUAUUCUGGGAGGCAGUUCCAUUGAUUUAACUAUGUGCAACGUAAAGAGUUGCUUUCCGAUCUGUGCGCAGAAUCAGCAUUUAGCUUCACACCAUGCACAACUUUAUAGAACCCUUGUCAUGUCUGCCCUUUUCCUUUCCACACUCGAAAUCCCCAGAUGUAACCAUUGCUCGUUAAGUGAAUAGCUCCAGCCCCUUGAUCGUUUUGGUUGCAAAGGACUUCUUCAGGAAUUCCCGCUCAAAGUAGCUGCUGAAACAAAGCCAGAGAACUGCAGCAGAAACCAAAAUGAGUUGAGGAUGAAUACUUCUGUGCCCCUUGCAAAGGGAAAGGGGAAGCUGAUAAUGAAUUAACUUGAUAAUGGAGCAGAGUGUUGCAAUGGGGUCUGCUGAUAAGACCCCAGAAUAUAGAUAUAUAAGCACUGGGGAAACGGCUCUGCAUUCUCUGCCACCUUGGUAAUUAUACGCUUGUGCCUCUUCUCCAAACAGGGCUUCCAAUGAAUCUAUCCAACAUGUACCUGCCCUCACUGCCUCCCAAGGCCUUCUUGACUUUCGUCGGCUUCCUGCUCCUAUGCCAUGAAUCAGAAGUGCACUUGCUGUCCAUGGCGAAUCCCAGGGAGAAGGCUUCUGAAGACCACUCACUGACCUCUGACUCAACCUCAGUUCCUCUCCGCAUCUUCCUGAGUUCCAUCUCCCCCCAAUCCCCCCAGUUGCCCCAAAAAGGGGUUUCCUGUGAGGACUUGAUGCCUGAAGCCCUGGACGGUUUUGCUGAUGUGCCUGAGCUCUCCCAGACCCUCAUCCGAGCUGCGUUAGUGCUGGCCCUGCAAAGGGCUGGCUGUAGCCAGCAUGCGGAAACCCUCGUCUUGCACCUCUACGAGGUGCUAGGACAGGUAGAUUCGGACGACCUCCUGUUUGCGAUGGCCGGGACUCUGAACACCACUCAUUCCCCCGGUCCGAGGAAGAGCAGUGUUGCCUUGCAAUUCAACUUGGACCAGCUUGCGCAAACGCCAGUCCAUCACUGCCGAGGUCUGUUGCCGGUGAACGGAUCCCUCCUGUACGGCAAGGCACACAAAGUCUACCGGGGUUUUCCGGCGGCUUCCAAAGCCUGCCACCGCCUAGGGGAUUCCUGUGCCGGAGUGGCCUCCAGCGACAGCAGCAGCUUCUACGUGGUGGAAAGAAAGGGCAGCUACUUCCUGCCCCGCCAUGGCGCCACCUCCUGGCUCCACCAGUGCCGCAGGCUUGGAAGAGGCCGCCGUUCCACCACGGAGUACUGCGACAAUGAGACCGAGGAGAAAAUCUACCUUAUCCUGGACUGGAUUCCUUGGGUCGGCGCCUUGUACAGCUUGGCCACCAGUGUGUACUUUGCAAAGCUGAACUGCAUGGAACUGGCGCAUCAGCGUGCUAUGAGCUGCGCCAUAGACAUAGGCCAUGAUUUUCUGCUCUUUGCGACUGGAGGGGCCAGCGGCGUUCUUGGCAUGGGGAUUUAUGCAGGGCUAAAGCCAGGCUUGAAGACGGCGGUGCGUGCCAUGCUGAGGUAUUUGAGAGAGGAGAUGCACCCUUUUCCUGUCCCUUCCAACUACUCCGGUCCAGUCACCACCUUCUAGCUGCUCCAUAACUGUUCCUAGCCCAGAUGAAGCGACUCUCGUGAACUCUCCAUCGCCUAGAGAACACAGAUGUUUUUUGGGGUGGCGGAAACAGAGGAUCCUUAUUUGCUUGCUUUUGUCUGCUAGAAGUGCUAAUUCAAAGUGCUGGUUUUGAAAUCAUUAGAAAGGCCUGGGAUAAGACAUAUCUGAAAGCAAUGUGGAAAAUGAUUGUUGUUUUAAAAAAACCUGAAGUUAUGAUAUUGAGUUGUACAGGAAUUAUUGGACUUAUUGAAUAAAAGACUUUGCUCCUGUGCUUGAGAGUGGAUGCCAGGCCAAGACCAGCCAUCCCUAGAGAAGGAAGAAGCCUCCGGCAAAGAAGAUGAAGAAGACUGGCAAACUAAACUAUUGAACUAUUUAGGUUAAUUUAGUCGAUGUAGAAUCCAAGACAGAAAGAGGACUUUGAUUAUUAAAAAAGAUUUGAUGCUCGUCUUUUAAGCUUUGUAUAUAUACUUUUAAGUUAGUAUAACUUUUGAAAACUCACUUGUAUUAAGAUGAACAAGGUCUAAAAAUUGGACUAUUAAGAUUAAAAGGUUUUUAAUCAUAAUAUUAAACAAUAAUUCUCGAAAACAUCUGAAUCGAGAGAGACUUGACUGUGAAUGCUCUGGAUCAGUGUCUGAGUGCAUUGGUUUUACUGGUUGAGGCUAAUAAAUUGUGCUUGAAUUUUAGGAAAGCAAGAUGCUAUUUGGGUGGGUGGUCUGGGAAACAGUCAAGUUACCUGUUCUGGAUGGGGUUGCAAUUCCUCUGAAGGUGCUUCUUCUUCUUUGGCAAUCCCUCGUAGCCGAGU